Molecule: messenger RNA, 6612 nt
Organism: Procambarus clarkii (red swamp crayfish)
Lineage: Eukaryota; Metazoa; Arthropoda; Malacostraca; Decapoda; Cambaridae
Biological process (GO): cilium assembly; centriole elongation
Cellular component (GO): centriolar satellite; centriole
Source: RefSeq, a predicted model, not a curated record
AGAAGAAACCAAUUUUUAAUACACAGCAUGUUAAAAUUUAUGAACGUGUCAGGGGAGGACGGCCACUGUGUUAAACAGCCUAGUGUGAGGACGGUUGAGUCAUCGCAGCACACGGUCCGCUCCCGGCCUGCCGGAUGGUGGUUGUCUGCUACAGGAAAUCCUUGAAAGAUGUGUUUAGUGUUCACUCAACGAAUGUUAUACUAUAUGAGCAUGUUUGCUGAGGAUGCCAAGGUAAUCCUCUUACCCAGUUCAGUGUCUUCCCAGUUAUCCAGUCGGCUUCUCCAUCUUGUGCACCAGUCUUUUCUGAGGUACAACACUUGGACUCCCGGGGCUCUGGUGUACCAGCAUCCUCUUCUCCCUCUUCAGACAAAACUUUGCGACUCGGAUUUCAUAGCGGUAACAAAAGCUGAUUGACCAUGGGAGACCGAAGUCUGCCUCCUCAAGUGGACGGGCAUCCACAGGGUCGCCUUGAUCUCAUUUUUGGGCGUCCUGCAAUAUUCCCACCUGCAAAACCUACACAGUCAUAUAUCUUCACAUUCCGGUGGUGGGGUGAUACAAGACCCUGUAUUUUACGACUUCCUCCAGAGAAAAGUGAAGCAAGAAUCACAUACUAUGUCACAUGCGGUCCUCAGUCAUUUCGUCAGUAUCUCUGUGACAGCAAAAGCUUACAUGUGAAUCUCAAGAUAGGUGGAGGAGACAAUACGGAAGCAGUGGAAGAUGGCAGAAUAUCUUCUGGGAAGCAAAUGCAAAGCCCAAGAAAAGCUGAAUGCGACACACCAAGACAAAAGUUACUCAGGCGUCAGCUAAGACUUAAAAAAGGAUGGCAGGAUGGUGAUGUUAUAGGGAUCUUUAUACUUCCAGAUUUAAAGUUGAAUUCACGAGGGGACUAUGUCUAUGAAGGUCGAAUUAUAGAUUCUUGUGCUGACAUAAUUGGUACAGUUGUUGUCACCAUGGUCUUUAUGGAAGGUACUCUUGAAGAUUUCCAACAAAUAAAGAUCCAGAAUGAAGAACAAUCUUAUCUCCAUGAAAACAAUACGCAAGGAAAGACGGAUGAUGCCAAGUCUAAACCGCGUGCAUCGGGAAUUCCAAUUUUGGGGUCACAUGGUAGCAAGUCUUUGAAAACGCGAACAGAAGGUUACAGACCAAGAAGUCGAAGUGGCAGCUUCAGAGAUUCACUCAGACAAAAGUGUGAUAAAUUAAGAUCUCCUAAGAAACAUGAAGAAAAUGCUCUUGAUUUAGGAACUCAGGAGAAAGAAAACCAGGCACCACAUAGAACAAAAGCUGGCAGUUUCACAAAAGUGGGAAGAGAAGAUACUUUACAGCAAGAUAAACUUCAAGUUUGGAAACAUAGUAAUUUACAAGCUGAAAAUCAAGUUAAUCCACAUGUUAAAGAGACAGAUAAUUCACCUUUAGGGCAACAAGCGUGUGUUCCAGGGCUCCCACUAGUGGGAUGGGAAGAAACUUCACAAGUAAUGAAACAAGUUGGACGUGAAGGAAAUGCACACGGGAUGUCACAUGGAAGCCCUCACGGGGUACGUCACGUGAUACCUCAGGUAACACCGAGGAAGAAUUCACAGGUGACACAACAGGACAGCCCACAAGUUGUGCGCAGAGAGAGAAAAUCUCAAGAUGGUAUUUUUGCCAGGGAACGGCCAGCAAGUUGGGGUCUGUAUCCUCUGUUAGAUGGAGCUGAUCCACAUUCUUUAGUUGAUUCAGGUGCAGUCAAGGCUGAGGACCUUCCUAUCCUUUUGCAAGUUUUAAGAGGCCGGUCACCCAACCUUGAAAUUUCCAAUCUGGAUCCUGAGACCCAAAAGCUCCUUGAUGGCCUUGAUCUCUCCACUAGCUCUAUUAGUGCUGAUUCUUCUGGGAGAAAAACAUCUCACAUUCAGGAAUCUGGAACAGAAAACCAUACAGGAAAGGCCAGGAGCCCAAUGUACAGUGUAUUUAAGAGUGCUCAAAAUGAUAAUGUUAAUUUCUCAGGGGUAUCCAUGACCUCUGGAAUAUGGCCAUUGGAAGAAGGCAAAAAUGCUUCAGAAAAAAGUAAAAUUUUGGCUCCCAAAUCAGCGAUGGACAAGAUCAUUUCACGCGAUAACUCAAAAUUUGGAUCACCGCGAAGAGUUCAGCAAGGCAUGAAUGCACGAACAAAAAUUCCUACGUCACAGGUUAACAGAACUCCUGUAAAAGCUUGUCGAACACUCAUAUCACAUACAGUGACAGACGAGAAACCACCUUUCCCAGUCAAGGACUUAAUUAUGGAUUCAAAGGACAUUAAAGAAAGCGUUAAUUGUGAAAAGAUAGCUCCAAGUAAAUAUGGAUCAGAAGACGAGGGAUCGGUGCUGAUAGUCGACAUAGGAACACUAAUUCUGGCACCGCCAUUGUUGCCUCCAAAGCCCUUGAAUAACGCAGAAAAGGUUUCUGGUGUUCGAGUGAUGCACCGUAGCCGUGUGUGUUAUUUAACAACUUUAGACGUAAAUCUACCUGGAUUAGACAUCCCUCCUGAAUGGGAAAUGGCUCAGACGUGUGCUUCAAGGCAGCUUGUUGAUCACGAAAUUAAUUACAAUGUACGAGAAGUGUUAAGAUUACCACCGGCAACGGCACUGGAAGUUUUGAGAGGUCAUCUAAUAGUGAGGUGUGUUUGUCGUCGGUUGGGGGAGCGAGACAGUGAGGAAGUUGGCAGUGCCAGUAUCAGCCUUAUGGAUUUAUGGCAGCUUAAUGGAUCACAGGUUAAUGUGCCACUUUUUAGGACACAAGUCCAUAGUGGUCAAGAUUCUCUUACUAGAAGGCAAGGAAAAAAGGGAAAGAAAAGAGAAGAAUGUAUAGAAGAGUCUUUUGCACAGUUGACCUUUACUGCCCGAUUAGGAUUGGCUCUUGGUCGCACAGCAGGUCAAAACGAUGGGAAAUUAGAGAAUUUGGAUAUACCUUCAAAAGCUUUUGAAAAGUUUGAAAAUUCGAGUGAAGCCUCUCCUGAUUGUCUAACAAGACGUGUGCAUUUGGCUUCUAAAUCAUCAGAAGAUAUCUAUAAUUCAGAAAAAUUAUCUGAAAGAGAUGUUGCACACAGAUUUCUUGAUUCACCAACUUACUUAAACUUGGGUAAUGACAGACACCCAAUUACAGAUAAAAGACAAUCAAAUCAUCAUCUGAAACCAAGACUAACCAUCCCUGAUGACUCGGUACAAGGGUCAGCUUUUAACUCCAUAUAUGCCCCAACACACAUUAACUCAAAUGAGAAAGUUUCUAGGGGUAUUUGGCAAUAUCCUGCAAGCCAAAGUAAGGUUGAAAUUGUUAAUAGUAUUCUAGGGCACUCCUUCGAGUCCAAAACUCUCGGCUCUAAUGAUACAGCAUUUCAAGGUUACCAUGGUUCAUUUCUUACUGGCAUAAAUGGAUAUGAAAAUCCCAAUAACAAACCCAUAGAGAGUGGUGGCGAGUCACCAUGUAUAAGAACGGCCUCUGAAUUCACUGCUGAUUUUAUAAAUUAUGACUCCUUGAGCCAGAAACCUGCCAUUGAGCUCAAACGAGAGGAACGAGGAGGAACCUGUAGAAUACACUUGGAGAUUCUUAAAGGAAGAAAUCUGCCAUUACUAGAAGGGCCAGAUGGCACCCCAAGACCACCAAACUCCUACGUAAGAACAACCAUAGGAUCUCAUAACAUCCUCACCAAUGUUUAUCAGGAAUCUGAUAAUCCAGUAUGGAGUUUUGCUACUGACGUACUUCUCCCAUAUUCGCAGCUCACUCAGACUGAUGGAAGUCUUAUCCUGAAAGUACAUCACACACAAGUGUGUCAUAGAACGUCAGUUGAAGAUCUCCUCCUGGGCUUUGUUUGUGUGGAUGCCACCUCCAUAUGGAGUGGCCAUGUGUCUCUAUGUGGCUGGUAUCCUUUGCUGGAUCUCCGUGGUGCUGUUAGGGGGCACGUGAAGGUUUCACUCACUCCACAUGAGCCUCCUCAAACCAUAACUCCAACAAGCCACUGGUUUUCAGUCAGCCUACAAGAGCAUACAAGUUAUUACCCACCAUCAAGCCCUUGCCAGUCAAGACAUUCCUAUCCACAGUAUACAACACAUGCUAGUGAAGUACAUUCAGAACCGCAACAUCUUUAUUCAAGAAAUGAUACGGGAAUCCCUACCAUAGCAUCUCUAGAUAGAUCCUCGAGUGCUUUUUCACAGCUUUCUCCAAGGUCUCGCAGAAGAAAUUACAGCCAGGCUGGACAGUGUAUGCAGGACCACUCUUCCGUGGAAACUGGGAGAGUUUCAAAUCCCAAUCUUGAUUCUCACUUAUAUACUAAUUUCUCUUCUGUGGUGGAUUCUGAAUCAGUUACUGAUGAUCAUAUAGUUCAUAAUGAAUCUGGUUCUGGUAAUGAAAUAUCUCAAUCAUUUGUAGGAGUUCCAGAUGAUGAUCAUUCCCAUUAUUUAAGCAGGAAAACUUCGAACAUUCCAAUUUUCUCGCACAAUAAAAUUUCAGAUAAAACAUCAAAUGUCAUAAGUGAUAAAGCCAAACAGAACAGUGCCUUGCCCAAAGUUUUGUAUAAAGAAGAUGAAAAUGUUUGUCCAAAUACAUCUGUUGUUAGUCAAGGUUAUUGUAGGCACAAAGGUUCAAUUAUUGUUAAAGGAGUAAAUGCUGACUUUAAUGAGGCAUCCCAUUUAAUGGAAACACCUUUAAAAGACACUAGUAAUUACAGUUCAUGUAAGCAUCCAUCGGAGAGGGAAAAUGUAAAAAUGUUUAAAGAUUCCAUAAUUCUUUCUCAUUUUCAAAUGCAGAAAAAAAAUGAAAUGAGUAAGGAAUCUAAAGUAAAAAAAGAAUUAAUCCCAAGCAAUAUCCCUCCUGGUGGAAAAUGUGAGUUAAAUAAUAAAGGAUCCAUUUCAAGUACAGGCAAAGAAUACUCAUCCACUGAUAACCAGCAAUUGGUAGCAGAUCAAAAAUUAUCUGAGAACAGGCCAAGUUCAUGCCUGAAGGUGCCUGGUAGUCCAUCAUUAAGAGCAAAACACGUGACCUUUGCCCAUAAAUUAGUUCACCACCAGUGCAAUGAUGCAGAAAAUGGAGAUCACUGCUCCCAAGACAAGACAAACAGGAGACUUCAGUUGUUUUCUCAGAUGUCCAGGACACCUCAAGCAACUAGUCCAGAGAUAUCUACAGAUUGCAACAUCGACAAAGAGGGUAGAAGAACAGGGACAUCGAGGGGUCAGAUUGUGUCGCAGCCUACGAAGGUAGAAGAGUCGGACUUACAGGUAGUGCCGUGUAGGGAGGGGGACACGCAGAUUGUAACAACGACUGUUAGUGUACAAGGCAGUAAGACCUUGAAUGCCGUACCAAGUUAUGGCAUCCCCACCUCGUGCGACAAGAAUAGAGCAGAUCUUAUCAUGGCCUUCUCUUGGAUGAAUCAAACAUCAGGUUAUGACACUCCAUGUGUUUCUUAUAUUGAAUCAAAGCAACAGCCUAAGCAAAACAGUCAAAAAUCUUAUGGCAACUGUACUUCCAGUGAUAGUGCACCAUCUGCUGAUAUAAGAAAAACAUCUAUAGAACCCAACAGUAUCUUACAGAAGAAAUCGAGAAAAUUUAGAAGUAGGUUAGCAGCAAACUUUUCCUUAAAAUGAUUUAUAAACUUAUUUGCUAUCAUAUAUGUUUAAUUGCAUUAAUGAGCUAUAGUACAAAUUUUUUUCAAUUAUUCCAUAGAAUUUUUAAGUAGCCUCAAACAUGCAUACUAAAAACUGCACAAUAAUGAAGAGGAAAUUGUUUCUGUUGAUCCUGGAAUAUUACCGAGUCAAAACACGCUAAUUUUCUUUUCGUUAACGUAUGCAUUUUUUCCAUCCAUUGUAGUGUGGCUUUUAUUAUCCAAUGUAAAUUACUUUUAUUGAACAUCUUAGGAUGUAUGAUGGGAAAUGUUUGUACCCAGUGAGUAGCAGGCUACUUGCUUCAGUCCACCUGUGAACUUGUACAGUACAUUCAAGAAUAUCUUUUUCCAUUUUUAUCCGCAUAAAUUUUUAUUUUUAGGCAAAAGUAAGAGCCGUGACUUUAAUUGUUUGAAUCUUGAACCAAUGUGUGUUCCUUGGAUGCCUUAUUCCUUGAGCUUAAGUACUGGUGUGAGAAGUUUUAGCACUGACUUCUAUAUUGUUCUGUAUAUAGAUAAAUAUUUAAUUCCACAUUUGUCAUAACACCAAGGUGCAUCUUCCUGAUGCAUGCCUCUGUAAUAAUGGUGCUCUUUCUCAAUACUCAUUCUCAGUAUACAUGUAUACAGUACAGUAUACAUGAGUACGGUACGAUACUGUAUAUAUUUGUGUAUGGUAAAGUAUAUGCGCGUACGGUAUAUAUAUAUGCAUACAGUACAGUAUAUAUGUGUUCAUACAAGCUUCAUUUUACUAACACUUUGUAUUAACCUCUAAGCUUCUUAACAUUUAUAAGUGUAGACUCAAUUUAUUGCACUUUUUUAGGUUUUAAGUGUCAUAACGGUAUCACUAUUACUGUACUGUACUUGCAAAACUCUUCUUUCUCACAGUACUCAUGGGAGUGAUUCAAUUGCAUCCUCAAGGACAUUUCUCAUUUAAUUUUGUUUUAAAUUGCUUGCAAUAUGUGAAACGAGUAUUACCUUCCAGUAUCCUCUGAAAUCUUAUUAUUUUUAUACUA